CCCUUAUAAUUCGGCAAUCCGAUAGUGGCAGACUUUAAUAUUCUUCCCAAUUUCCUUGUUUCUUACACGGCAAGUUACGUUACAUAGUUUUGCAAAAUAUAGCCUCAUCAUCAUUUGUAUCAAAGCAUGCGCGUUUCUCAUUUACUCAUUCUUAGUGCCUUCCUAAGCCUUGUGAAUACCCUAGGGAUCAGCAACCAGUCCCGAGUCUUUCUACGCAGGUCGACUUUUCCUAAACAAGUAUUCCCUUAUCGCCAGGCAUCUAUCAAGAAGGCCCGACAGAUUGAUCUGUCCACACCAAGAUCUCCAACUGUUUCUCUCAAGCCGAGUGUUACCUCAACCGCACCAACCGCGCCCCCGCCACGAUCCAAUUCCAGACAAAAUACUCGUUCUAACUCUAUUCUCAAGAAGAAGUUUUACGCCUACUUCCACGAGUGCAACAUAGGUGUGCGGGUCCAUGUUCAAAGAAUCAAGAAAAUCUGUUCAGGAAAAAUCACCAAUGAAAGCGCGAAAAAGAUCUCUUGGGAGCUGUUGGUGGAGCUUCAGGCCAUCCUAGCUCUAUGUCUCACCUGCCUCCGCAAAAUCAAGUCUUGCGGAAAAGCUCCAAUUCCAAGUAGUCUCCCCGGGAUCUCUUUAAAUUCCCCAUCACUUCGUGACCUGGGGCAAAUAGUGUUACAGCUCCUGAACCAGCUGAAGAUUUGCUUCAAUGAGAUGAAUAUAGUCUGCUCGCGCUACGAAAUCAUCCGAACCACGUGCAGCGAUUGUCUGGUACACAUAUCAUCUUCGAUUUCAGGUUGCCUGUAUGCUUCUAAUGCUCACAUUAAUGGGUUUCUUGCGACCGUGACAAAUCUACUCGGCGGGAAUCCACUAUCUUUCUUUGGCUUGGACAAAUUCGGCCUUGAUUCAAUCGUCAAGAUUUUACAAUAG
Molecule: messenger RNA, 924 nt
Organism: Puccinia graminis f. sp. tritici CRL 75-36-700-3
Lineage: Eukaryota; Fungi; Basidiomycota; Pucciniomycetes; Pucciniales; Pucciniaceae
Exons: 4
Coding region: 127-924 (265 amino acids)
Source: RefSeq, a predicted model, not a curated record